This is a messenger RNA of Rhododendron vialii, 1666 nucleotides long. Its product is annotated as probable leucine-rich repeat receptor-like protein kinase At1g35710. Gene Ontology annotation, molecular function: protein binding. The annotation marks the transcript as partial. Lineage: Eukaryota; Viridiplantae; Streptophyta; Magnoliopsida; Ericales; Ericaceae. The transcript has a single exon. The record is from RefSeq and is a predicted model, not a curated record.
GGACCUUAACAGUCCCAGGAUAAUCCGGCAAUUGUUUACCUUCUCUAUAAAUAGUUCUCCAUUCACUUAGAAGCCGUUCAUUCCCUCAACCCAUAACUGCCUUUCAUAGCUUCAUAGUACCGAACCAAGAAUGACACCCUUAGCAGCAAAGACACUACUUCCCAACCUGUUCGUUUCAUGCCAAGGUUUUUUUGUCUUUUUCGUCAUCCUCUCAUCGGUCUUUCCUUUCAAUUCCACUGGUCUUUCUUCUCCUGCAACUGGAAAAGAUGUUGGAGAAGAAGGAAUACAAGCAGCGGCGCUCUUGGCGUGGAAAGCUAACCUUGACAACCAAAGUCAAUCCCUCUUGUCCUCAUGGGUUGUCGGAAGCAACCACUGCAAUUGGAUUGGAAUUGGUUGUAAAAGGGCUGGCAGAGUCAUCACUCAUAUUGACCUUAAUAGUCAUGGUUUGAGAGGUACACUAUCGAAUCUAAAUUUCUCAUCUCUCCCUCAUCUUCUCAGCUUUAAUCUUACAAACAACUCACUUUAUGGGACCAUCCCCUCCAGCAUUGGUAGCCUUUCAAGUCUCACCAAUCUUAGCUUGUCCGCCAACCAUCUUUCCGGCUCAAUACCACCUGGAAUAGGCCAAUUGUCAAAUCUCAAGAUCUUGGAGCUGAACCAAAAUCAAAUAGGUGGCCCCAUCCCCAAGGAGAUAGGAUCGCUCAUUUCUCUUAUUGAGCUCACUUUACAUUCAAACAAUCUCUCUGGUCCAAUUCCUACUUCUAUAGGGAACUUGUUGAACUUAACCACUCUUUUCCUUCACCGCAAUCGUCUUCCCGGGUCGAUCCCCAAAGAAGUAGGGAUGCUGAGGUCUCUCAUUUAUCUCAGACUCGCAAUAAACAAUCUCACAGGUACAAUCCCUGCUUCUAUAGGGAACCUAAAAUUCCUUGUGUCUUUGGCUGUAUUUGAUAUACUUACUGGAUCUAUUCCCCCACAAUUUGAAAAUCUUACACUUUUGGGAGCUUUUUAUGCAAGUGGUAACAUGUUCACUGGUCAUUUACCAGACCUAUGCAUACGUGGAUCACUUCAAAACUUUACAGCCACACAUAACAAUUUCAAUGGACUCAUCCCCAAAAGCUUGAAAAAUUGUAGCAGCUUAUACAGGGUAAGGCUUGAGGGAAACCAACUUUCGGGAAACAUAUCAGAAGAUCUUGGAAUAUACCCGAAUUUGGAUUAUAUUGAUUUGAGCGACAACAAUUUCUAUGGCAAACUCUCUCCAAAAUGGGGAAAGUGUAAAAAUUUAAAAAGUCUCAAAAUGUCCAACAAUAAUAUUUCUGGAGGGAUACCCCCUGCAUUGGUAGAGGCAACCCAACUUUCUAGACUUGAUUUCUCUUCAAAUCAUUUAGUGGGAGAGAUCCCAACGAAAUUCGGUAGUUUGGUUUCUUUGUUUGACCUUAAGUUGAAUGACAACCAACUAUCAGGUAAUAUUCCUCCAGAACUCGGCCUCCUUCCAAACUUAGUGACUCUAAAUUUGGCAACUAACAAAUUAAGUGGCUCAAUCCCUCGAGAGCUAGGAGAUUGUAUGCGGCUAUUGAACUUGAGUUUGAGCAAUAAUAGACUUGGGGAAAACAUUCCUUUGGAACUAGGUCAACUCCAUGGCCUUGAAAGUCUUGAUUUGGGUGAGAACUUG